Aphanomyces astaci is the source of this 708-nucleotide messenger RNA. RefSeq lists its product as hypothetical. Lineage: Eukaryota; Oomycota; Saprolegniomycetes; Saprolegniales; Verrucalvaceae. The transcript has a single exon. The coding region runs from base 21 to 671 and encodes 216 amino acids. The record is from RefSeq and is a predicted model, not a curated record.
GAUUUAUGCCUCCAUAAUCGAUGCGACGACUGAUGUGGCCAAGUCUCGCCGUGCUAGGCCUUCUUCCGGGUACAUCAUGGAGCCUUCCCUCGGUUAGUAAUACCGCCAUCGCCAAUGACCCCGAGGUGGCCAACUGGUGCAAAGGAUUUGAUGAAUUUGUCUUGAUGGCGGACUCGUCGAUUGCACUGGAAGCGCAAUCGAUUUCCCAGACCGUGGUCGGAGGCGGCUCUCGACUACUGCCUCACAUGGCAUUUAACAACACCGUGUUGGAAGACGAGUACAUGUUUUACCAAGUGUGUAUUGCACGGCACGAACACGAACACAUCGUGCAUGUGAACCUGACAUCCAUCAGUGGCGAUGCCAACAUGUACCUGGCCACAGACAACCCAGUUCCUCGACGAGGGCAGUCUUCGUGGAUUGCGCAACAUCCUGGAAACGACCACGUUGCGCUGCCGACGUAUCUGCCAGAAUUCCCCCGCGACGCCAAGCACAUGGCGCUGUACAUUGGGGUCUUUGGCUACGGACCCGGAACUUCCCAGUACAACCUGACAGUUUCCAUCCACGAUCUGCCUCAAAACUCGGAUAUCAAGUCGCGACAGGAAUAUUACGACCACGAGCGCGAUCAAUUGCUUCAAGAGAAGCAACGUCGCCACUUGAGGUCGGCAACGUAAUAUGUCAACAAUAUAUAAAACUAACUUUUGUACGGGA